UCGGUCAGAGCUAUGAGAAAACUACUAGGCAUAUGUGAAGAAUAUGUGGGUAAGCAUGGUUUACUGUAUAAUGCUAAAAAAGCGAAUAUAUGGUGUUUAAGGCCGUCGGGGGCAAGCUACCGGAAAGUGUACCAGUCAUCAAACUUAAUAAUAAUGAACUUAAGCGUGUACACGCAUUUAAGUAUCUGGGACACUACGUCACCGACGACCUUAAAGACCAAUUAGACAUAGAGAGGGAGCGUAGGGCGCUGGCAGUACGAUGCAAUAUGCUGGUAAGGAGGUUUGCACGUUGUAGUCAACAGGUAAAAAUAACUUUAUUUAAAGCCUAUUGUCAAGUCUUCUACACGUGCAGCCUCUGGACUAGUUAUUCGCAGAAGACCAUCAGUGCCCUGCGCGUGCUUUACAAUAAUGGUUUCAGGAUGUUGUUGGGGCUGUCUCGUUUCUGCAGCGCAUCAGGUAUGUUCGCACAAGCUCGCACGGAUGACUACUAUGCCAUAAUACGCAAAAGAACUGCCUCGUUGCUUUGUAGAGUGCGGGCCAGUACCAACCCCAUCCUGGCCACUAUAGCCUGCCGAUAUGACUCACCUAUAGCGCGGCAUUUUGAGUGUGUCAUGACCGCCACUAGGUGAGUGUUUUAUUGUUUUAUUGUUGUAUUAUUGUGUCGACUUUUUGUUUAUGUUAUACUAACAGGUAGUUUUUAAAAUAUCCAAUAAUGUAUAAGUACUAACCAUUAUGGGCCCUUUGU
Molecule: messenger RNA, 745 nt
Organism: Leguminivora glycinivorella
Lineage: Eukaryota; Metazoa; Arthropoda; Insecta; Lepidoptera; Tortricidae
Exons: 1
Coding region: 90-629 (179 amino acids)
Source: RefSeq, a predicted model, not a curated record